Messenger RNA from Hydatigera taeniaeformis, 450 nucleotides. The record is from the annotation of a GenBank genome assembly. Lineage: Eukaryota; Metazoa; Platyhelminthes; Cestoda; Cyclophyllidea; Taeniidae.
GACCCAAUGAGCCUUAAGAACGCGUUGCGCGAGGUGUCACUAUCUUUGGUUGAAGAGGAAAUAAAUUCCGAAAAAGCAAAAGAUUCAGAGAAAGGUAUUUUGCGCUUUCGCAAGACACUUCAGGGUUCAGGUGAUGUGCGCAAAUAUGGUCAAGUUAAAUUUCAAAGGAAUCAACGUCGUAAACGAAUUUCAAAGAAUAGGUCUUGGAAACAAUUCGCCUCCAGCACUGGUUUAAGAGCUCCACCGAGGAAGAAGUCUAAAGAUGCUAUCAUGGGGACCGUCAGACCCCGUGAGGACCUAGUGAACCUGGGUAAAUCGAUACUGCGCUCGCGGCGAAAGCUUCUGGAUCCUGGACCUCCGCCACAAGUUAAGAGAAAGCGCAAGAGUCUCUUCCAAGAGAAGGAUUUCAGGAAACUCGGUCAGGACUUGCGUACUUUAUUUUGUUCAUAG